CGCAGUUACUGUGUCACUGGAGCCCGCGCGAGAGGUGGCCUGCAAGGACUGUAUCGCGCCGCCAGCCUUUUUUUCUGUGCGUGCGAUGUUUUCACUUUCGUCAUUUUGACCGGGCCAGUUUGAUUUGACGCCGCUCGCGCACGGACGUGCCUGGGGCCGGACAUUGUGAUAAUCCUGUGAUCGGUGGUGCUGCGGAUUGUUGUUGUUUUAUAUUUACACUUUUAUGAUUUAUUUUGUGAAAGAAUGGCUGUGAUGCAGUGUUAAUAUGUUUGACAGUAAUUUCCUUUUGAGUUUCUACAAUGAGAUUGCGAAUAGAAGUGCAUUACAAUUGGCAAGUGCUGGAAUGAUGGGCGAGGGCCUGCUGACUCUGACGUACGGCAAGCACCACGCCUGCAUCCUAAACGAGGUGGGGGCGGCGUGGAGAGGCGCCAGGUACUCAGACCUGGUGCUGGUUUGCGACGACGCUGUGCCAUUGGCUGCCCACCGCAUCGUCAUGGCAGCUGCUAGCCCACUAAUCAGAAAAAUCUUGGAUGAUACGCCAUCUGUUGAAAACCCAGUUACCAUCCACAUGUCUGGUAUAAACAGCACGCUGAUGAGACAUCUUCUUGUUUUCCUAUACAGCGGUCAAGCAUACAUUGAGUCUGGAGAAAUCGAUGAUAUGCAAGAAUUAUUUGAGCUCCUAGAAAUUAAAUCAGAUGUCUGGAAAUCUACAAAAGAACGACAACAAGCAGAAGAACGGAACAGAUCAUGUGAUAGAUUAAAAGCUAAAAGGACCGAUAUCAACAGCAACGAAAGUAGUAAGCAUGAUGCGCCUUCAGGAUCUUCACAUUCAGAGAGUGAGAGAGUUACACCGGGUGCAGGUUACAGCAGAGAUAAGGACAGAGGUGAAGAAUCAUUAAGUAUAAAAAAAGAAAAUAUGUCUACGAGCAGUAAUGAUGAAAGGGAUGAAGAUGAUGCAGAUGGAGAUGGAAAGGAGUGUGGUCGGCUGUCAUCACGCCGACGGAGUUCAUCUAAUCCCGUCAAUUUAUCCGUUGCAAGAAACUCUGAAAACGCCGGCAGUGAACACGAUGAGCAAGACUUGGAUGUUGAAACAGUUGCGGCUAAGAAUAUCGAGCGCAGACGAUCUACAACCUCAAGUCAAGAAGAUCCGCCACCUGAACCAACAUAUCGAAGACAACUACUAAGCGACAGAUUAGGGAGAGGCAGUGAACGAACAAAAAGAAAAUCUCAUUAUUUAGAGCCACCAGAAAUGGAUUUACGUACCGUGAAAUUGGAAGAUUACGCCCACCUUAAGCCUCCCGAUCAAGAUAUAAUGUCACUUGUCCAGACAUCUCCAGAAAAUUACGUUGUUACACCACAUCGAAAACGUCGACCCGGUUUCCAUAACUCACCAUCACAGAACCCCCCAUUUGUUUCCUUCCCGCCAAGUUAUUUGGAAGAAAUGGCACAUUUACGGUAUGCACAAGGACCCGUAGCUGCUGGAGUAGCGAGGCUUGGAGCUUUACACCCUUUGAGUGCGUCAGCACCUCCGUACCUUCCAGAAAGAAGCAUUACACCGCCUGCUGCAGCUCAUGAUGAUGCGCUCAGUAAAUACCGACCACCAAGCGCCGGAUCUUGGGGACCUUGGCUUUGCCAGCCCCAGAUGGGCGGAGAUGAUACACCGACAACAGAACAUGAACAGGGCUCAAGUAAACAGGCUCCCGUCAGAGAAUAUAGAUGUGAAUAUUGCGGCAAGCAGUUUGGCAUGUCAUGGAAUCUCAAAACACAUCUCAGAGUACACACUGGAGAAAAACCAUUUGCAUGCCGGCUCUGCGUCGCCAUGUUUAAGCAGAAGGCUCAUCUCUUAAAACAUCUUUGCUCGGUUCAUCGAAACGUGAUAUCAUCCAGCGAAAAUGACGGGAGAACCAAUACGCCAGGAAGAUUUAACUGCUGUUUCUGUCAAUUAUCUUUCGAGGCCUUACCUGAACUAAUUCGACAUCUUUCCGGACCGCACAAUAGCCUUCUACUAAGCAAAAAUCUACAUGAAUGACGCCCGUCAUCAUGACGCGGCAACACGCGUUUUGUUGGACUUUGAAACUCCUCUCGCGCUGAGAGAUAAAUUGUGAUAUGUGUUUAAAAAGGUAUAUAAUAAGUGUUAGUACAUAAGGUAUGAAAUCGCAGAGCGAUACUCAUAGUUAAACAUUCACAGAUUGAGGUCAUAGCGAAUGUGUCGUUACUGACUAAUAUUUUAGGUUCAUGUUUGCCGAAUGGGUCCAAAAUGUUAUAAUUUGUUUAAAAAUUAUAAUUCGGGACCAAUACCUUCCGAGAUAGUAUUUAUUUGAAAAUUGUAUUUCAUUAGCGUAAAUAUGAUGUAAAGCCACCGACACAUAAUUCCUUAAGAAUAGAAAAUAGAUGAAAACGUAGGAGAAAAGUUGCGAUAACCUCGGGCCGUCACACAAACUACCUCUUAAUAUAAAUUAUCAUUUUGUGAAACGAGUGACGUAUUUUCUUUGCUACCCUUGUUAUAUACAAAGUAUGGAACCAGUUGUGUUUACAUUGUCAAAAGUUACCUUAAAGAAAACACAUACUAUGCAUCCAUAGCAUAUAUUUGAUUGAAUUCUUCAUACUAUGUUCCAAUUACAUCUGAAAUGUAUUUCGCAGCUUUUCAAACAAUACUUAAAAUCUCAAUAUUAGUUUUAUCAUAUAUGUGAAAUAAAAUUGUGUUCGUAUGUUUAAAUUAAACUCAGCAUUAGUGCCGGUUAUGCAGUGUGGAUGAGCACCAAAGAUUUGUAAAGCAUGGACGUUGUUUUGGUGUACAAUUUAAGAGAAAUUAUAGGGACCUGAAUUGAAAUGCCUAAUUUUAAAGUAUGUAGGUACCAAUUUAAUAAUCUCAUGACUAAGCACUAUUCUCUUGUUUCUAUAACUUCUAUAAUUCCACUACGCUGUAUUAAAAUUUAUCCUUCUAUUUUUGAUAAAUUUAUUCUAGUAUUAAACGUUAGUUGUUAAGCUUAUUCUAAAUCUUUCGAAGCUUUUAAGUAUUCUUUUACUAUGGCCAGUUAUUUUUAAAUGGUAUCAUGUAGUUACUCAGUUUAUAUUAAUUACAUUAUUUCGGAAUGGUGUGUUUCUCUUGUCUGGCAAACGACAAUGCAAUGUUCAAUAUUCUAAUACUCAGAAGUCGAUUAAACAUUUUGUCCAUUCCCAAGGAGUUGUGCAAUUCAAAAAUCGAACCUUAUUUUAGAGACAUAAAGUUACCAACACGUUCAAAGUGUAGAAUAAUGACAAAUUGUCGAAUCGCUUUAAUUUUGUCUUAAUGUUACCUAUCGUUAUAUACCUGACUUUGUUUUUUCGUGUUUUACGUCGAUAUUGACGUUUAUUUUUAAUUGGGAACAACUUAAUCAUUGUGAUUGAGGUUUUGUUAGAUUAACAUGUAUGUGAUAAUCUGUUAGUGUAAGAAAGAGAACGCAGUCUUCCAUCGCGUUUUCCAAAUUUGAAUUACGUAAUUGUAAAUAUAGUUAGUGUUAAGAAUUUACAUGACAAAUGUCGUCCGUUAUCGCUGCCGCAAAUACGUAACCUGAACAAACAUGAUAUUACAUGCUUAGCACAAUAAGUGAUAUAAUGGCGAGGAGCCAAGUUUGCCUAAAAACAAUGCAAUCUAUUAGUAUUUCAUUUUUAUACGAAAUAGCAUUACAGUGUAAUCGCUAGAAAUUCCUUUUUCAAAAAUCGAUACUAAAUGUUUUUGUAUCAAGACAAUUACUAUAAAUUAACAAAUUAGUACAGGACGCCAACUAAUGUAAAUAUAAUGUUUAGUUUUAAGUUUUAUGAAAAAAGAAGCUUAACUUAAUACUUGUUGAACAUGAAUAUUUUUCUGUUAAUUGUAAAUUAAAACGUAUGUAAUAAGUUUCACAUAGUGUACAAUUUUUUGUAGAUAUUAUUUAGUACAUUAACAUUCUGUAAAAAUGUGUUCUUACCGUAGUAAAUUAAAUAACGAGAAUAUUUUAGUUACACA
Molecule: messenger RNA, 3985 nt
Organism: Pieris napi
Lineage: Eukaryota; Metazoa; Arthropoda; Insecta; Lepidoptera; Pieridae
Gene: ken
Product: transcription factor Ken
Exons: 5
Coding region: 266-2029 (587 amino acids)
Biological process (GO): regulation of transcription by RNA polymerase II
Cellular component (GO): nucleus
Molecular function (GO): protein binding; RNA polymerase II cis-regulatory region sequence-specific DNA binding; DNA-binding transcription factor activity
Source: RefSeq, a predicted model, not a curated record